Molecule: messenger RNA, 4965 nt
Organism: Siniperca chuatsi (mandarin fish)
Lineage: Eukaryota; Metazoa; Chordata; Actinopteri; Centrarchiformes; Sinipercidae
Gene: emilin2a
Product: elastin microfibril interfacer 2a
Exons: 9
Coding region: 1-3354 (1117 amino acids)
Molecular function (GO): protein binding
Source: RefSeq, a predicted model, not a curated record
AUGAAUUACAGGAAUGGAGAAAUGGACUGGCGGUGGACAGUUUUCACAUUGUUUUUGAACUUUCAGUUUACUUACGGGUCUCCCUCCUCUUAUGACUUGUUCCAAGGGUCUGCAUACACUGGAGUGGUACACAGAAACAGAAACAGGAACUGGUGUGCCUAUGUGGUGCGCAAGAACGUGAGCUGCGCCGUGCAGGGGAGUGUGGAGAGCUUCCAGGAGCCCGUAGUGGCCCCCUGCCCAGCCUACCAGCCCGACUGCCAGCAGCAAGUGACAUACCAAAAUCGGUUUCGACCCACAUACAAGAUUGCCUUCAAGACAGUCACAGAGUUAGAGUGGAGAUGCUGUCCUGGUUACCAAGGUCUGGACUGUAAAGAUUUAAAACCACCCCCAGACCGACAAACAGUUCAGGGAAUACAGCCUUACCACCCACCAAAUCCUGGACAUACAACCAGACACACACAGAGGCCAGAGCGGAGAGAGACAGGGCACCAUGAGAUGAGGCAUGGUGGGACAGAUAAGGUGCAUCUUCUGGAAGGUGAAGUUCAGCGCCUGUCACAGACAGUCCAGGAUCUUCAGUCCGCUUUGACAGGGUUAACUGGCAACCUCCGCACGGACCUGCAGGAAGACACAAAGAAGAUGCUGGUGACACUUCUCAACAACAUGCGUCCGCCAGACAGUGCUUUGGCUACAGGCACAGAGGAGAGCCCUGCAGUACUGGAUGGUCAUCAGGCUACUAGAGGUGGGAUUGCUGGAGACAAGGCUAUAGAAAAAAUCGUGGCCCGGUUGGAUGAUAUCAACAAUGCCCUGAAAAGCAAGGAUGAAGCUUUGGAAGACCUAAGAGGAACUAUGACAAGUCAUGAGGGGCAGAUUCGUGUCCUGAUGGAUGCAUCUCAGUCUCAGACAUCAGCCAUAGCGGAGUUUGAUGUUAUACAGACUUAUAUUGAUGGAAAAUUUGACAAACUGAAGAAGGAGCUAGACCAGAAUGUGGAGGAACAGAUGGCCAAGCUACAAACCUCAUGCAAUGACAAGAUCCAGACCUUGCAGAAGACCUGUGAAGACAGCUGUGAUCAAGGUUUGGUCAGCCUGACCAAGCUGAUGGAUACCAGGGAGGCUGAUCUGAGAAAGGAGAUCCGGGCACUACGUCUGGACAUGGCCGCUGCAGAUGGACCUAUACGAACUCAAAGGCAGACAGAUCCAUCCAAAUUGGAAGAGGAUCGUAGUGACCACAAAGACCUGUGGCGUGAGAUUGACCGUAUUGCAGAGGCUCACCGCAUCCUGAAUGUCCGCAUUGACAACGAGCUGGCGCACCUAUCUGGACCACAGGAAGACAAUGAUUUUGGCCUACUGAUUGAAGAGCUGGAGGCACGCAUUAAUAUCACAGAGCAAAAUGCAGAGACUCACUGUUUCUAUAUUGAAGAGAAACUGACCCGUACGAUUGCUGACGAAGUGGCAGCACUUCGGCAGGUUCUGGAUGAGCGCCUGAACAGCAUGGAGGACCAGUUUACGAACAUGCUGGUGGAAAUGAGCAACAACUCCUUCCCUGGGAUGUUUCGUGAAUCCAUGGAUGGCAUCCAGGCAGAAGUCAACAACAAUAAGUUCCUCCUCCAAGGUUUGGAGGAUAAGGUCAAUGCUUUGGGAGAGUUGUGCUCUGCAGGAUGUUCAGGCUCAGGAAAUACUGUAGGUGCAGUGAGUUCAUCACCCACACAUAACAGUCUAGAAAAUAUUUUGAAGGACCUGAGUCGGUAUAGGAAUGACUUGGAUGUUCUUCACACAGAUGUCAGUGCCAACACAGACAAGCUCAGGCAACUGGAAGACCUUGCUGAGAGUCGUGCCAAGACAAUGGAGGACUUCCAGAAGGGGUUGAAAAAUCUCCAAGACAAUGUGCUUGGUUUGGCUGGUGCUGUUACUGGGUUAAGUGACUCCUUAAGCAAAUGCAACCAGGAUAUGCACAGAAUAAACUCGUCAUGUUGCCAUGCAGGGCAGAGUGGCAUUGGGAGUCCAGCACAGGGCAACUGGGCAGGACAACUGGACAUCUUUGCCGUACCCAGUAGUCAGGUAGACGACACCAGACGCCAGGUGGAGGAGCUGAAGAACAGGCUUGAUACGCUCAGUAAACAGGUGUCAUCUGACCUGAGUCAAUGUAAACAGAACACACAGGGUGUUUCUGAUGGCAUUUCCGCUGUGGAUGGGCGUGUGACCAGACUUGAAAAGGUGUGUGGAAGGUUAGAUGGGGUUUCUGCCAAUAUCAAAGAGCUGAAAGAUGGACUGGAGAGACAUGUUGGUGGUCUGAGGGACUGUGUGUACAGGAUGAAUGUCACCUGUGGAAAGCACGGAGCAGACAUCAUCGCACUGCAGAAUUCCCUGCAGAAGUUCCAAGGACAGCUGUCUGCGAUGGCCAGGCAUGUUUUGAAGGACAUCACUGCCAAAGAGCCAGGAUUCUUAAAGCCUGCUCCUUUGCCAGAUUCGACUCCAACAAGAACCCAACAAAUCCACAUACCUCUCAUCAUCCCACCGCCGCCGUUCAACCCCAGGCAGCCGUACAAUCCCAGCCAACCAGUGAACACACACAUGAUCAAGAUCAGUCCGCCAAGACAGCCGUCUAAGCCCCAGCAACCAGGCCACCCCACUCACCCCGUGGUUCCCAUAAAGCCAGUGGUGGAGACGGGCGAGGCAGGACCUCCAGGGUACAUCCGCAAGGUGACUGUGCGGAGAGGGUCUGAGGACUCGUCUAGCAUGCCUUUCAAAGGAUUUGCUGGAGCACCAGGCUAUCCUCCUCUGCAGCCUGCGUCUUUCAAGCCUCAAUCAGCCAGCCGCCGAGUUCCCGUAGCAGCAAAGGUGCCAUGGAACCCGAUGUAUCAAGCUCCAGUUGAACCACCAGUUUCAGUCGUCAACAGCGCCUUUGCAGAUCCCUUCUCCUUCUCUGCUGGCCUCACACAGCAGCCCCUCUCUGGAGACUUUGGUGUCAUCCGCUUCAACAGAGUUCUAGUCAAUGACGGUGGACACUACAAUCCCCACACAGGGAUCUUCACUGUACCUCUGGAUGGCCGAUACCUGAUUUCAGGACUCCUGACUGCAAAGCAGGGUGACCGAGUACAAGCUGUCCUGUCCGUGUCUAACCGCAGCGUCCAGAGGCUGCAGAGCUCAGCGGGGCCUGUGGCUGGUCAACACGGGGGCUCAGCUGGUGGUAACUGUGCCUGUGGAGGCUCUGUGUCCUUCAGUCUGAUCCUGCCCCUGAGGAAAGGAGACCAUGUGGGCCUGGUGAGGACCAGAGGCCAGCUGGCCACCACCGAGGCCAGGGAGAUCCUCUCCACCUAUAGCGCCAUCUUCCUGUACGCACCAGAGGCCAAAAGAUAGCGGGAGCUCAGCUGGGCAGUAACAGCAAGGACUGCUUUGUUCCCAGAUAGUUGGACUGGAGGAAAUGUUGAAGAAAGCCUAGUUUUCACUGAUUUGCUGUGAUGCAGCUAUUUUACCACGCAGCACCACUGCGUGAAAAUCCUCAGUUAUAAAUUCAGUUAAGUCAUAACAAUGCAAUUUGUAAGCCAUUUGCCAAAUAUACCUGAAUACAAGAAGCAGGAUUUGUUUCUAAUAUAUUUGAAUAUCAAGUUGCCUUUUUGUGCCUAUUGUGAAUGUCUUGUGUAAAUACGUUUAUAAAUUAACAUUAAAAUUCAUAAAAAUGUAAUUAUUAUUUUAACAAAACCAUCUCAGAGACUGGUAAUAUACAGUAUGGACAUAUCAGCAAUAAACCAUGAUAAUCACCUGUUACAGUAUGAGCUCACUCCAUCUUACUCUGUAAUCGACAGGACAGAAUGAUUAAUAAACCUCCAGCUUGAUGUGGAAAAGCAUGAGGUUUAGCAACACAAAAAGCUUUUAUUAAUGUUACAAACUUGGCUGGCUUCAGAAACUGCACUGAGAAAGACAAGGUUAGAAGGCAAAAACCCCAGUUGGGUCAUUAUGUAAAGUGGGUGUGGAUGAAAAAUAAAUUUCCCCUCUCCUUACUCCUGAGACUUAGAAAAUAUUCCAACAGCAAACUGUAAGAAGCAGGAGGAGUGUAUUUAGCCUUCAGUUCAUCCUGUUACCCUUUAAAAGAGAGAAAAAUACUGAUUUCUAUUCAGUUACAAUAAAGGUCCAAUUAAUUACUGUUUUUAUAAUCUUUGUGUUAUUCAAGAAAACAAACUGAAAUUUGGAUUUAAGCUACAAUAACCUCAUUCACAUAUUGUUAAUUAAAAAAUAAGCAACAGGGUAAAAGUUACCACUAGCCUGUGGUUACUGUUGAACUUUUUGACGAGAAACAUGUAGCACACAAAUGUAUUCAGUUAGAAACUUUAUUUAAUACAAAUAUGACCACAAGCCACACUUUGUUAGCUUCAUUAGGCCUGUAUUGUUUUUCUUCUUACAAUGUAUUUUGUUCUUUAAACAUACUUUAAACCACAUUUCUAUACAAAUCAAACACAGCAUACACUUAAGGUAUUUCUGUUGGUCAGACAUAAUCAAAUAGCAAGCAUUACCUCCAAACAGAAAGAAACAAACAUAGUCCCACAAAAGAUCAUAGACUGUAUAAGAAAUAAUAAAACAAAAAGGCAUCGAGGACAGAAGAAUGUGAUGAUCAGCAUAUAUACUGGAUCAUUUUCCACAGCAGUUGAGUGAGAACAAACUAUUUUCUAUACCAUGUAUCCCAGGAUCAUAGAGGAUGAAGUGUGAUUCUUCCACACAAGAUGCUUUACUUUCAUAGAAAGAAUGGAAUUCAUUUUGUUAAUCAUAAGAUAUAUCUAUUUGACUUCACCAAACUUCGUAGAGAAUAAGCAAACAAAUCAAAGCAGAACACGCAUCUUAAUCAUCACAAAAACAUCUGAGCUACAGAGUGAAUGCGGAAACACCUCAGCAAAAUAAUGACGCCUAAUAGUGACAAAUCUGGAUGUAGCCAUCAUUGUAAAAUUGUGCUUUUUUCAUUAAAUGGUUGUCUGUCAA